ACCGCAGUUUGCUUUCUGUCUUUCUGCCCUGCAUCUUCCUAUUGCAGUCCCACCACUCUCCUUACUUCCCUGAGAGAAAGACAGAGACAGAAGGAAAGAGGGAGGGCGAGGAAGAGAGGGAGAGAGGCAGCGUAGAGGCAUCUGGCUGGGAGAGUGUCCGGCUCGCACUGCGGUUGACCAGAGAGGGAAUGUUACACAGAACACACAUCUGAGUCAGACCGGCAGUUUACAACAAAUUCAGGGACGUAGCCAUGCCUCUCCACUCUGCCCAUUGCUUUGCCUUCAUGGUGCAGCUUUACCUGCUGCAUCACGCCCAAGCAGGGGCAUACUACGGGCACAAACAAGGGCCCCAACAACUGCCCCAGCAACACCAACCACUGCCGCAGUUACCUCACAUGCCCCUAGGCAAGGAAGGAGUACCCCAGCCGCAGUACCUGGGGAAGAAGCCUCAUUUGCCAUAUGGAAACGAGAUGCCUGUGCUACCACACUACGGAAAGGAACAGCAACAGAUCCCUCUACAAAAUUUGGGCAAAGGUGAAACUAUUCCCAGAGGUGAGAAAGGACCCCCAGGAGAGGUAGGCCCUAUGGGACCUCCAGGGCCUCAAGGCCCUCCUGGUCUACCAGGCCAGGGCAUUCCAGGACAGCCUGGGAAACCUGGCCCACCCGGCCCUCAAGGGUAUCCUGGGAUUGGAAAACCUGGCAUGCCAGGACAGCCAGGAAAACCUGGAGCAAUUGGAUUGCCAGGGCCGAAAGGAGAGCUGGGACCAAGUGGUGGUGCAGGACCAGUAGGACUGCCAGGACCUCCAGGCCUUCCAGGACCACAUGGACUACCAGGUCUGGUAAAACCAGGCAGACCAGGGCUACCUGGACAGCCUGGGAUUCGUGGAGAGCCUGGACAAAAGGGGCCUCCAGGUUUUUCUGGGAUUCCAGGACUUAAAGGUGAUAAAGGCAUUGGCCUUCCAGGAUUACCAGGUGUAAAAGGACCACCUGGACCCCCUGGACCACCAGGUCCAGGAGGGUUACCAGGAGUGGGGAAGCCAGGACUAAAUGGGCUUCCUGGGGUCCCUGGGGCCCCUGGUAAACAAGGCCCACCUGGAGAGCCAGGGUUGGGAGGACUUCCUGGUGACGAGGGACAACCUGGGCCACCAGGACUACCAGGUAUUGGCAAACCUGGUUUAGAUGGAUUGCCAGGAAAACCUGGUCUUCCAGGUGGAAAAGGAGAACCAGGUCCACCUGGCUUUCCAGGGGGUCCAGGUUUACCUGGAUUUGGGAAGCCUGGAUAUCCUGGACCGAAAGGUGACAAAGGACAUGGUGGUUUACCUGGCCCUCCGGGUCCAAAGGGUGAGAAGGGUCAUGGCGGACUUCCUGGAAUUAUUGGCCCACCUGGUCCUGGUGGUAUCCCUGGUCCACCGGGUCUAAUGGGACCCCCAGGAGGUAUUGGCUUUCCUGGACCAAAAGGAGAAGGUGGUGCAGUUGGGCCACAAGGGCCUAUAGGCAGAAAAGGUGAACCAGGACCUCCAGGACUUCCAGGAAAACCAGGACUCCUAGGAGAAAGUGGUCAACCAGGACCAAGAGGCUUUCCUGGGCCAUUAGGGCCUCAGGGGGAGAAUGGACAUAAAGGUUUACCUGGACUCCCUGGGGCCCCAGGGAAGCCUGGACAAAAGGGUGAAAUUGGUCUGCCAGGGGAAGGAGGUCAUCAAGGGCCAAUAGGAAUUCCUGGACUAAUGGGUCCCAGUGGGCCAAUUGGGCCUCCUGGUCUUCCAGGACCAAAAGGGGAAUAUGGACCACCAGGGAAACCUGGACCACCUGGUGAAGGAAAACCAGGCCUCCCAGGCCCUAUGGGCCCACCAGGGAAAGCAGGGCUUGGUGGACUCCCUGGUAAACCUGGAAUGCCUGGCCAACCCGGCCCUCCUGGUCCACCUGGGCCACCUGGUCAGCCUCCUGGUGUUGGUCAAAUUCUUCCUGAGGUGGGUCCAGGUCUGGAUGGGGCAAAAUCAGCCUACAAAAAAAGCAAGCCUGGAGGACACAUCUUUGGCAGGAAUGGUCUUGAGAUGCCUGCAUUUACUGCUCAGCUAACAACACCAUUCCCUCCUGUUGGCAGUCCAGUAGUCUUCAACAAGGUCUUGUACAAUGGCAACCAGAACUACAACCCUCAAACAGGCAUUUUCACCUGCAGCAUACCUGGAAUUUAUUAUUUUGUAUACCAUGUCCACUGCAAAGGAGCCAACGUGUGGGUGGCUCUGCAGAAGAACAACGAGCCAGUAAUGUACACAUAUGAUGAGUACAAAAAAGGUUUCCUGGAUCAAGCAUCAGGGAGCGCAGUACUGCCCCUAAAGUCUGGAGACACUGUUCACAUUCAGUUACCAUCAGACCAAGCUGCAGGACUUUAUGCUGGUCAAUAUGUCCACUCAUCAUUCUCUGGAUAUUUAUUGUAUCCGAUGUAAACUGCCCAUGAGUCACAAGUCAUUGGUGGAAAGAACAGCAACUUUCAUAUAUAUAUUUAUAUAUAAACUGCAUGUGCGUGCCAUCAGUACUCAGAAAUCGAAAGAAG
This is a messenger RNA of Colossoma macropomum (tambaqui), 2551 nucleotides long. It is a transcript of the gene col8a1b, whose product is annotated as collagen, type VIII, alpha 1b. Bases 252 to 2444 code for a protein of 730 amino acids. The transcript is spliced from 4 exons. Lineage: Eukaryota; Metazoa; Chordata; Actinopteri; Characiformes; Serrasalmidae. Gene Ontology annotation, molecular function: protein binding. The record is from RefSeq and is a predicted model, not a curated record.